CUCCAUAAUAUGCUUUUCUCUUUUUCUGGAACCAAAUUCUUAUAUGUCCAUUAUGUUGAAUUAUGUUCGUACGCUCGUCUCAGAAAAUAGAAAAAGAUUCAUUGAUAAUGAUGUUAAUUUGGACUUAAGCUACAUUACGGACCGAAUUAUUGCAAUGUCAUAUCCUUCAGAGGGCCUUGAAUGUUUAUACCGUAAUUCAAUAACAGAAGUGAAAAAAUCCCUUUUUUGUCUGUCAAGAUUCCUCGACCGUAGACAUGCAGGCCAUUACAAAGUGUAUAAUUUACGAAGUGAAAAACAGUAUACUCUCUCAAAGUUCAGCAAAGAUCAUCAGGCACCACCUUUUACUAUUUUAAUAGAAUUUUGUCAAGAUGCAUCAUCAUGGUUGAGAGAGGACGCUAAAAAUGUAGUCGCUAUUCAUUGCAAGGCAGGUAAAGGGCGAACAGGUACUGUCAUUGCUGCUUUAUUACUUCACCUGGGUAUUUCGAAUACUUCUUCUGAGGCGAUUCGAAUGUAUGGGGAAAAGCGUACAAAAGAUUCCAAGGGUAUAACUAUUCCUAGCCAAGUUCGUUACGUUGAAUACUAUGAAUUCAUGUUGAGACUUUACGCUUCGAAUUGAAGAUAGUUUUGGAAACUGUAUAUUUGAGAAACACGCUUCUAGCUUGUGUUUAAGUCGCACGACAGAUGAAAUUCUAAUCG
Molecule: messenger RNA, 696 nt
Organism: Mycotypha africana
Lineage: Eukaryota; Fungi; Mucoromycota; Mucoromycetes; Mucorales; Mycotyphaceae
Product: protein-tyrosine phosphatase-like protein
Exons: 8
Coding region: 44-616 (190 amino acids)
Biological process (GO): dephosphorylation
Cellular component (GO): cytosol
Molecular function (GO): phosphatidylinositol-3,4,5-trisphosphate 3-phosphatase activity; phosphoprotein phosphatase activity
Source: RefSeq, a predicted model, not a curated record